Molecule: messenger RNA, 1206 nt
Organism: Lotus japonicus
Lineage: Eukaryota; Viridiplantae; Streptophyta; Magnoliopsida; Fabales; Fabaceae
Exons: 1
Coding region: 1-1206 (401 amino acids)
Source: RefSeq, a predicted model, not a curated record
AUGACUGCCUGGCGAGAUGUGCUUUACCACGUGUUCCAUAGAUUACCUGCAUACAUUGUAUGCAGGUUUAAGUGCGUAGGAAAAAGAGUGGACUACACCAGGAUCCCCAGAUUUUGUGAGGAACAAGCAGACCAUAUGCUGUCAGUUGGCGAUCUCCACAUCUUCACUUCUCCGGUCUCUGACUAUCACCAAGUUACAGGGGUGGGUCUACAUAAUUUAUUAGAGGACGGGCCUGCGGCUGGUGUUCCGACAGACUUUUUCAAUGUCGUUGCACGGUCGGGGAAGAUUCUUUCGUCAUGGAAUGGCUUGAUUGUUGUCCGUUUAAGGCGGAAAAAAGUGCUUCGUCUCUUGAUCUGUAAUCCUGUGACCAGUUCAUGGGCUCCCCUCAGGACACGUUGUGGUGAGUACGACGCGAAUGCGAAUGUCAAUAUCAUCAUCAUCCCAGCUACGGCCCCGACCCGCAAUGAUUACCGAUUGCUUUCGGUCACCCGACAAAAUAAGAUUUUCCCGCCUUAUGUCUUGAAGGAGUACAACCAAAUAGAGGACCAGUGGCAAGUUCUUUACCCAGACAUGAAUUUGGGUGACCGGAAAUUGAAUAUUAGUAAACCUGCAAUUGUGAAUGAAUGGCUAUAUUUUAUGUCUGACAAUUAUCAUUACAUGAACUUCAUUGAUGAUGCUACCAUCAUGCCAUACAUAAUGGCCUACUCACUCAGUGAUCAUACAAGCGUGCGCUUGGAACUUCCCAAUAAUGCUCUUGAAUAUCUCUUCCACGGGUCAUAUGGAGUUUUCACAUGGGGCUGUAGAUGGACAUCUGAAGAGUCUCUUUGCCUAGUAAGGUUUAUUAACUCUUCCUUCACUCUUUUCACUUGUGCAGCCCCUACUUCUCAAAAUUCUUCGUGGGUUCAAAUUCUUCAUAUUACCAUGGAAGAUCUACUGCUUUCUGCAGCCCGUUCUUCACCCGUCUCGAUCUUUAGAGAGCCUAUAAGAUGGCCCUAUACUGUUGUUAAUGGAAACUGUUUAAUCUUUGCAACCAGAGAAAAAAUUUACGGGUACAACAUAAAUGGUCCAUAUCCCUGGAAAUUGAGGCAACUAGGGAUCAAAGAUUCGAGGACAAAUAUUAACUUUAUUCCUUACUCUAGUACGUUUCGACGAUGUCGCUGUCCUCAUCCAUCUUCUUUGAAAAAGUUUCUUGCUAACAACUAUUAA